AUGACUCAGGAGUUCUCGCUGCUGCACCACUUGGGUGUGUCCGUCCCCGAUCGCGCCUCCCCAACGCCGCAGGUAACCGGAAGCCGCGACGGCAACUACCGUGUGCUGGCGCCAUGCAAGCGUCCGCCCGUGAAGGAAGGAACAGCUGCAGAAAGGUCUACAAAGCGCCGCAUUCCCACGGCACCGCUCGCCGAUUUUGCCGGUGAGGUGGUGGAAGUGAGGGGGAGAAAGAAUCAAGCGGAUACCGACUACAUAAUAUAUAACGCGAGGGUACCGUCGAUUGGGGCCGCUAACAUGCAGCUGAUAACAGAGGGACAAAAGCGACGUACGGAGGAAUCCCUUUACCAACUUUCCCCCAAUGUUGAAUAUCUUCAACCGCACCAACGCAGUGAUGCGGCCCAAAGACGGCUCCUAACCAUGCUGCAGAACGCUAACAGGGAACAGGCCCAGCGCAAGCUGGAGGAAAAACAGCGAGAACGGCAGAGACGUCUGGAGCGCGAGACGGCAGAAUUAAAAAGGAUUGAAGCAAGUACCGUAAAGGAUGAUUUUGCUAUUGCGGAGAAGAAGGCAGCCGAACGUGAGUAUCUGAAACAGGCCGCCCUGGAGGCAGUGGAACGCAAGAAGCAACGUGCUGCUGAGGCCAACUCCCGUGGUGAAGUCACCUGCACGGCCUUUCCCUGGGAUAAUCCUCCACAGGACGGGUCGCGAAUGCGGACGCAGUGCUUGGCCUUGGUGGAUGCGAACCGAGAGCUUGCCGAGCAGGCGAAACAGAGAAAAGAGCUGACUCAGAUGAAGGAAAGAGCGAAGGAGAACGCCGCCGUGGCUAGGACUCAGGCACUGAUUGGAGAAGAAAGGAUACGUGAAUUGAGAAAGAAGAAUGAGCUCAGAGAAAUGCGAAGAUGCAAGAGUGCUGAGCCUUAUGAAACCCGUGCAGCGCAACAAGUUGGAUACGACGGGAGUUAUGAUUAUUGGUUUGCGCGUUCAAGGAGUGAUGGGUAUGCCCGGCGAGAAAAGGAGCUAAAGCUGAGGGAGGAAAACAGGCGUCUCGCUGACGAGGCGAGGAAGCGACAGGCCGAAGAAACGGCGCGGAGGGUGCAACAAGAAAAGGAGAUGAUGGCGAGAGUGGCACGGUUCGAUCGGGCAGAAAGUCAUCGCCAAUUGGCUGAGAAGCGCAGACAGCAAGAGCUGGUCUCCAAGGCGGCGCUUGAGGCCAUUUCACGACGCAGAGCUGGGGCGCAAGCGCAUCGGCACAAGUCACUGCGCGAAGAUCUUUUCUUCUGUUGCGAUGAUUCUAAGAUUGCGAAGGAGAAACGGUGGAAGGAGCGGUGCUAUUACGACGACCUGAAGAAGUUCAUUACCACCGCACAGGAGACGCGUGUCGGCGAAAAGGAGCGCGAUGUGGCGCGAGAGAAGCGUCUCGUUCAGGAUGCCAAUGCCGCAGCGAGGCGCGACGCGAAGAGAUACCGGGAAAGGGCGGCACAAAAACAGGAGAGCUACCGAAUGGCGCUGCAAGGCCAAAUUGAAUCCAGGAAAGUUAACGGGGAACGUCGGUCCAUUGCGCCGCACCGUGGGCCUGAGAUGCGGGUGUUGUUCCGCUGCCCUGUGACGGGGAAGUUGCUGACGCCGGACCAGUUCGGCGUGACAUCUCCUUAUUCUUUUGGAUCUCGUCGGACCCUGUAA
Messenger RNA from Trypanosoma grayi, 1680 nucleotides. RefSeq lists its product as hypothetical. The record is from RefSeq and is a predicted model, not a curated record. NCBI's taxonomy places the organism in Eukaryota, Euglenozoa, Kinetoplastea, Trypanosomatida, Trypanosomatidae. The coding region runs from base 1 to 1680 and encodes 559 amino acids. The transcript has a single exon.